AUGAACUCUCAAUCCAGAACGGUUGAGCCUGCUAAAAUCCCUGUAGUGGAUUUCGAGAAGCUCUCAGGUAACCCCGAGGAGCGUAAGGUUUCUCUCCAGCAGAUGGAUGACGCUUUCAAGUCAUUCGGAUUCAUAUACCUUUCGAACCAUACCAUACGGCAAGAAUUGGUGGACGAGGCAUUCACUUGGUCUCAACGUUUCUUCAAGCUGCCUCUUGAGACGAAGCGGCUCAUUGAGCACCCACAGAGCGCCGAUGAUCACCGAGGCUGGGCAAAGGUUGGCGCUGGAUUGGUCAGCCAAGGAGUAUGGGAUCCGACAGAGAUUGAGGCCAUGAGGCAAACCGUUCUACCGGAACAGAAAGAAAUUCUUGAGAUGGGAAACCCGUACUCGAGCGACGACCGCGUGGCCAACCCAUAUCCUAAUCGUUUACCUCCAGAUGAUACUUUUCCAGGCUUCCGGACGUUCAUCGAGAAGUGGUGGGAUGAAUGCAUUAAUCAGGAACAGCUGCUAAUGCGCUGUCUCUGCGAGGUAGUUGGUAUGAAGGACUUGGACUUUUUAUCAAAGCAGCAAACUCCAGGCAAAAACCGCAGCCAUAUGAGCUGGCUACACUAUCUAUCCAUGCCGGCAUCGCCAUUACGAAGCCGCGACGCACGCCGUCUUAACAUCCACACUGACUUCGGCCAGCUGACCUUGCUCUUUCAAGACAACAUCGGCGGCUUGGAAAUUCACGAUGACUCGGCCAAUAUCUUUAGGCCAGUCUUACCAAAGCCUGGCACUGUCAUCGUUCAUAUUGGCGACAUGCUCGAAAAACAGUCAAAUGGACGGUGGAAGAGCGCCCUCCAUCAGGUGACCGCUCCUCCUUCUUUCCUAUAUGGAGACCUCCCGAUGCCCGAGGACACUGUUGUCGAACGUUAUGCCAUCGCAUUUUAUGCUCAUCCAGACUAUAAUACGAUGAUAGAGCCAUUGCCUGGCUGCGAAAAAGCCGGGAAAUGGCGUUCGCUUGAAUGGGAGGACAGCAUGACUGCUGGUGAUUGGAUGCGGAAGCGCGUAGCUCUGGAAUACGAAUACAAGCCAUCGAAGGUUUAG
This is a messenger RNA of Cucurbitaria berberidis CBS 394.84, 1086 nucleotides long. Its product is annotated as Clavaminate synthase-like protein. Gene Ontology annotation, molecular function: dioxygenase activity. NCBI's taxonomy places the organism in Eukaryota, Fungi, Ascomycota, Dothideomycetes, Pleosporales, Cucurbitariaceae. Bases 1 to 1086 code for a protein of 361 amino acids. The transcript is spliced from 2 exons. The record is from RefSeq and is a predicted model, not a curated record.